AUGAGCCAAACAAAAUUAAAAAUAGAGUGCCAACCAAAAGAAUUUGAUGUAAUAAGUUCCAAGAAUUUGUGUUUUGCUAAUAACUAUGCUGUAGAAAUCUAUUUACUACUACUUUCAUUCAGUAAUUUAGCCUAUUAUAUAUAUAAUGAAUCAUCCUCAUAAUUUAUGCUCAUCAAAUUUAUAUUAACAUCAUGUCUCACCUUAAUAGCAAUUGUCCUAUAAAAGAGGCUUGAUCCAAAUAUCACAAGAUUUAUUAAAUUUAUUUGUGAAAUAGUUUCAAUCAGUUAAUUAAUAUCGAAAGACGAAUGGAAUUGUUUAGCCAUUCUCUCACUAAUAUUUGAUAAGGGAAUUUUAUUGAAAAACCAGGAAAUUUAUACUUAUUUAUAUGAUUAUCUCAUUCUCAAGGUAUUGGGGUUAACUUAUGCAUCACUCUAUUGGAACAACUAAGUUUUGAUUAUAAUUAUAUGCAAUUCUAUUGUUCUUGAGAUUUAUUAAAUUCUGUUGUUAUAUGUAACAAAUAAGCAAACUCAACAAUAAAAAUUGGAGAAUUUUCGAAAAGGAUUUUCUGUUAGAAGUGAGAAAAUAAAUAGUGAAAACAUAAAUUUAGUUGAUAACUAGAUGAAAAACGAAGAAAUUACCAAAAAUGACAUUUUCAUGAAAUUCCAAGACCAAAACAAUAAUGAAAAUUUAAUCAAUACUGAAGAACAUUGGAUAAAGAGAAUGCAUGCAAUACCAAUCUCCAUUAUUAUUCUUAGCAAAAAGUCACUCACUAUUAAAUUUAAGAAUUAGACAGCCAGGAAGAACUUUAAUACCUUAUGUUACAAUGACAAUGAAAUAAAUGAUUUAAUUAUGAAUAAAUUGGAGUUCACACUAUUGGAGGACAGUUUAGAAAUGCUCAAGAACUCAAGCAGCUUUAUUAUUAGAAAAUAAUUUUUGAAUAAACCUGUUAAUCAAUCUUAUUCAAGUCAAUUUGAUAUAGAGAAUUUAAAAAAGUUAACUCUCUCCAAGAUUUCACAGAACUUCUUGAAUGGUGACUAUCAUAAUCUCAUGAAACCAAAUACUAAUUCUAUUGAUUUAUACUGCCACUAGAUUUUGGAUUCAUAACAGUUUUAAAUCAAUGGCACCAUUUUUUAUAGCAAUGGAGACGAUGAAUUAACAAUUAUACUAUCAGACAUCUCUAAAUAAAUGCAAUUGUAGCAGUUCAUAGUCAAGGAUGAAUUUUAAAAGAAAGUCAUAGAAUCACUCUCUCAUGAACUCAAAACCCCAUUAAACAGUUCAAUUAACUUUAUUAAAUCUGCCAUAGCUGAUGAUUAAUUACCAUUGUGCAUUAAGAAAUAAUGUUUAGAGCCAGCGUCAAUUGCCUUGUAGUUGCAAUCGUAUAUUAUCAACGAUGUCAUAGACUUUUCAUAAUUCUAUAAUAAUAGUUUAGAUGUUUGUGUCAAAGAAUUUGAGAUAAAGGAUGUAAUUAGCGAAAUAACAAGCAUUUUUAAUUUGUAGUUCUAAAACAAAGGUUUGAACUUUGUGAUAGAUCUCACUAAGAAUACUUCUACAAAUAUGUCAACUGAUUAUAAUAGGCUAAUGUAAAUCUUAGUAAACGUGCUCUAAAAUUCCUUAAAAUAUACCUAUAAAGGUGGAGCAAUUCUCAAAAUUAAGAAUUUAGAAGAUGAUGUAAUAUCAUUUUCUGUUUCUGAUACAGGAAUAGGUAUUAAGUCUGAAAUGACUAAAAAAUUGAAUACUUAUGUGAAUCAAGUUGAGAAUUUAAGACAUUUUUCAAAAUUGAAAUCUUGGAAUGGGAUUGGAUUGCUUAUUUCAAGUAUUUUGCUACAUUAAUUGAACCCUUAAUUAACAGAAACAUUUAAGAUAAAAUCUAAAUUAUCUGAAGGCACUAAGUUUAAAUUUAAAAUUAAGUAAAUAUUAAUAGAUGAUCACAAUAACAACACUGAUGAUAUAUCUAGAAGAAAGUCUGUUAAAUUUAGAAGGAAUUCAAAAAAAAAUUGUCAAACUAAUCUAGUUGGAACACUUAUCUUUGUAAAUGAAAGUGCAUUCAAUACUUAAAAUCUAGGAUUAAAUAGUAAGCCAAGACCUAAUUAAAAUAAAAAAUUGAAAGGAAGUACUGAUUAUGAUCAAGAAUCUGUCGAAUCAAACAAUAACUACUAGAAUUUAUCGGACUAAUAUUUAUAACUAUAGAAUUAAGAACAUAAUUUUAUCCUCAACAUAAUCGAUAAAAAAAAGCUUAGCGGAUCUUUUGAACAACAAUCUAUUAAGUCAUCAUCAUUGAAAUCAAAAAUCCUUAGUUAUAGUCAGUUGAAAAUAAUGGAGAGAUAAAGCAAUGAUUCUGCAUUAGAAUACUUUAAGAAAAAUUUAAGUUGUUAAUGCAGAAGGAUUAUGUCUGUCGAUGACGAAAUCUUCAAUUAGAAUUCAAUUAAAUUGUUGAUUGAGAGAUACGGUUUUGAAGUGAUCAUUUUUAAGUCUUAUAAUGGUUUAGAGGCGAUUUCAGUAAUAUAGUCACUACAAAAGUGUUCUAAGGAAUGCGGAUUGUUGAAUCUAAUCUUGAUGGAUUAUUCGAUGCCUGUUAUGGAUGGUAUUUAAUGUACUAUCCAAUUAAAGAAAAUGAUGAAAGAGAAAAUAAUACCGAAUAUCAAUAUAAUAGGAUUAACAGCAUUUACUAGUAAAUUGGAAGUUGAAAGUUGUCUGAAUGCUGGAAUGCUGGAAGUACUUUUCAAACCAUUAAAACUCAAUGAUUUCUGUGAGCUACUAACAUUAUUAUGA
Paramecium tetraurelia is the source of this 2769-nucleotide messenger RNA. RefSeq lists its product as uncharacterized. The transcript is spliced from 4 exons. Gene Ontology annotation, biological process: phosphorelay signal transduction system. NCBI's taxonomy places the organism in Eukaryota, Ciliophora, Oligohymenophorea, Peniculida, Parameciidae. The record is from RefSeq and is a predicted model, not a curated record. Gene Ontology annotation, molecular function: phosphorelay sensor kinase activity.